ACUCAGUAGACAAGUGACCGUCAUUCAGUGUUAUAAUGUGGGUGUUGGCGCUGUUCGUGAGUACGACACUCGUUGCUUCCAUCACCUCAACACAACACACUGACAAUGAGGAUGGUUUCUCACAUUGGGCACAAAUUCCCUCGGCAGCCUGGGAAGACGGGGACCUGGAAGACGAUGACAUCUUUCUAUCUAAAGACCUAAUCGAGUGGCUACACCAGAACUCGGACGUCCUAGAGAGCACGCAGGAGACAGAGAACAUAAUUGAAAUGCUUGCUUCUGGUGAAGCCGAUAAAUCUCUCACAGACAUACUUAAGAUCUGGUUUCAUAAUCUGGAUAACGUCCUCAAAUCUGAGAACCAUGCAGACGACAAAGACGAAUUUCUUGAGGAUCUUGAAAACGCUCUUAAAGAACGUGUUGAACACAAAGAAAAUAUAGAUCUUUUAGACGCUACUGACUUGAGCGAGGAGUCUGAAGAAGCGUCAGAUAAGAAGCUGUUGAAGAAACUGGUGUCAGCCAUCGACAAUGAUUGUGAUGACGAAAGAUGUGAGGAUACACCCAUUGCCGACUCUUCCACCGAAGACAUAGUACUGCGAAGAAACAAGAGGUCACCAGCACGAGUGAGAUCCAGCUCCAGAAGGUCGGGAUCACGUAGUUCCGGCAGCAGCUGGCUCGGAAAACGUAAAAGUACCUCGAAACCAAGUAGUAGUAGUAGUAGUAGCAGCAGCAGAAGCAGCAGCAGCAGCAGCAGCAGAGGUAGUAGCAGUACUGGUUCAAUAGGUGGGUCUUCAGGAACCAGGGUUACUUCCGCUACAGGAGCUGCUGCAGGUGCUGGAGCCACAACAGGUGUCAGUGGGUCAGGAUAUCCAUCUGGUAUUAAACCGGGAGGAGGGUACCCUACAGGCUCUCAGCCGUCUCCAGUGUAUCCAUCGGGUACUAAUCCAGUUGGUGGAUAUCCCACAGGAACGAAACCAGUUGGAGGUUACCCUGCUGGAGGUUAUCCUACAGGAACGCAUCCUGCUGGAGGUUAUCCUACAGGAACGCAUCCUGCUGGAGGUUAUCCUACAGGAACGCAUCCUGCUGGAGGUUAUCCUACAGGAACGCAUCCUGCUGGAGGUUAUCCUACAGGAACGCAUCCUGCUGGAGGUUAUCCUACAGGAACGCAUCCUGCUGGAGGUUAUCCUACAGGAACGCAUCCUGCUGGAGGUUAUCCAACAGGAACGCAUCCUGCUGGAGGUUAUCCUACAGGAACGCAUCCUGCUGGAGGUUAUCCUACAGGAACGCAUCCUGCUAGAGGUUAUCCUACAGGAACGCAUCCUGCUGGAGGUUAUCCUACAGGAACGCAUCCUGCUGGGGGUUAUCCUACAGGAACGCAUCCUGGAGGGUAUCCUUCAGGAAAUCAACCUGCCGGUUGGAAUCCUACGGGAAAUCAGCCUGGUGGGGGAUACCCUGCUGGAAACCGACCUAUUGGCUGGAAUCCUAAUGCACAACCUAGUGGGGGAUAUCCUACAGGAACUCAACCAGUCCCAGGAUAUCCUGGCGGAACUCGCCCCUUCGGCAGCUAUCCGACUGACAAUCGGCCUAAUAUUUAUCCUAGUUACAUUCGGCCUCCCCCUAGUUAUCUCGGCGCAGGUCAACCAUAUGGUGGGUUCCCCACGGCAACCAGACCUGGUGGUUACCCGAUGGCUGGUAUGUCCGCUGGAGCCACGGCUGGAGGAUUUGGCGGAUACCCGGUGGGAGGAUACCCCAUGCCGAAGAAGACAAAGAAAGGGAAGGUGAAGGAGGUUAUUGAGAAAGCAGUAGCAGGCUACGCAUUACACAAGGCCUCCAAGAAGAACAAAUUCCUCUCUCCCUCCCUCCUGUCCGGGUACGGUCACGGGUUCGGCCACGGCGGGUUGGGCCACGGCGGGUUGGGCCACGGCGGGUUGGGCCACGGCGGGUUCGGCCACGGUGGGUUCGGUAAGCUGGCUGCGGGCGGCUUGGUCGGCGGACUCGCCGCUGGAAAGGCUGGCAAGAUCGCCAAGAAGUUACUAGGAGCCUACGUCAAGAUCCAGAUCGCAAAGUACGCUCUCAAAUUCGGAGCGGAGGCAGCUAAGGCGUACUUUUUGUACAAGAUGGGCCUGGAACUGGAUGAGUACAUGAUUGGAAAGUUCGUACACCGGUACCACCAGCACAGAGUGAGGGGCGACAACCGCUGGCAGUACUAUCAACACCACAACCGCAAGAACAUGAACUCGGUAGCAGACAACAUCACACUAGGCGAGUUCUGCCGACGUCCAUGUGCGGAGAAUGACACCCGUAUCUGCCAGUUCAACUUCGACGUGCACUUCUACCAGACAAUGUCCAGAGCGUGUUAUGACUGUCCAAGAAACGUGACAGAUUGUGACCGUCCAGAGUGUGUGGUUGGCGAUGGCAUCCGCAGGAUGGUAGUCACUAUCAACAAGCUCAUCCCAGGUCCUCCCAUAGAGGUGUGUGUGGGAGACAAGGUGUUGGUAGACGUCAUGAACAACUUACCGUCAACAGCCUUGGCUUUACACUGGCACGGGUUGACCAUGGGGCCCUCCAGAGCCAUGCCCAACGCCCGCCAGACGCCCUACAUGGAUGGCACCCCUGGGGUUACUCAGUGCCCCAUACCCCCAGGAUCAGGCUUCAGGUACUCCUUCUUCGCCUCGAACCCCGGCACACACUUCUGGCACGCGCAGACUGGUUUUGAGCGAGGUGACGGGGUGUUUGGUCCACUCAUCGUACACCAACCUGUCUCCAAAGACCCCAACCAGUUUUUGGCAGAGCACCUCCUUACCAUCAACGACUGGUUCCACAAGACGACACAAGCAAUAUAUGCCAACAAAAACAGUGACGGACGCGAUCCCACACCUGAUUCACUCCUCAUCAAUGGAAGAGGCCCACAGCAGCACCUAGAGGACACCGUCAAGACCCCUCGGGUUCCCUACGCUAAGUUCCUGGUUGAGAACGGUACCCGUUACCGCCUGCGCAUCAUCAACGCUGCCAUCGCCCACUGCCCCGUGACUGUGACAAUAGACAAUCACGACCUCAUUCUCCUAGCAGCUGACGGUGCAUCAGUCUCUCCCGUCAACACUUCAGCGAUACUCAUCCACCCAGGGGAACGAUACGACGCUAUGUUCUCAGCUGAGCAUGACCCCAACGCCUCAGGUGGGACGUACUGGAUUAGAGUCACCGGGGGCGGCCAUUGUGCCGGUCUCCAUCAAUACGCUGCACUACAGUACCUCCCUUCCAACUUCACAGACUUCCAGCAGCUGCCAGCUAUCCCGCCCACACCCACGCCUGCAGCCAACCCAUCGCCCGGAGCUGAGGAGUUCAGCGGCAGGUGUGGCACUCAGGGCCAGCGCUGUGUGGCGGCAUUGCAAGCAUUAGCACUACCAGAAAAACUCAAAAUACCCAAGACCAACAACACAUUCUACCUCGCCUUCUCAUCCAAGACAGUACACAACCAGAACUUCUACUCUCUCAUCUACUACAACAUCUACGACGAAUCCUGGGAGAAGAGAGUCUUGACACCGCAGAUCAACCACCUCACCUUCAGAGCACCACCCAAGCCCCUGCUGGUCAACCGUAAACCCCUAAAGUCUGAGAACUGCAGCGCUGAUGGUGUACGUCGUGGUCAGUGCUCUGCUGACUACUGCGAGUGUAUCCAUGCUUUACACGUCUCCCUCGGUGCCAUUGUCGACCUCGUCCUUAUUGGUGAAGGCCCAGCCAACGGCACCUCCUACCCGGUACACUUGCACGGCUACAAGUUCUGGGUACUGAGCCAGGUGGAGGCCUCGCAGGUACCCACACCCAGUAAACCCCCACCUACUCCCAGCAAUGCUACCCUCAGUGAAGUCGACCUUGAACUUAACCUCUUAGCCACGAAGAGUGAAUUCCUCACAAGGGAGACAGUGAUGCAGCUGGACCAGGAAGGCAAGUUGCUGAGGAAUCUUGAGGACCCCGUCAUGAAGGACUCUGUAUCGAUACCUCCCGGAGGAUACACAGUCGUCAGGAUCGCCGCGGAGAACUCAGGUGUGUGGAUGUUGGAGAGUCAGGUGCUAAUGGACGCCCAGGCAGGGAUGUCCCUGGUACUGCAAGUGGGUACCGCCGCUGAUGUACCCAAAUCUCCUCCACCUGACUUCCCCACCUGUUGAGCUCUCCCAGGAGCUGUAUCAGACGUUCUCUAUCACAAAAUUGACAAAGGCACAUGCAACACCAUCACAACGCUGACAGGCACAUACAAAACUACUACAACACUGAUAAUAACACCUACGGAACACUCGCACACUGACAACACACAAUACUGACAACACACAUCACCCUCACAACACUAAUAACAGCGCCCACAUCACCCUCACAACACUGAUAACACCACACACACAUCACUUUCACAACACUCAUAACAUCACACACAUCUUCACAACACUAAUAACAUCACACACAUCACCACAAGACUGAUAACAUCAUUGCUCUCUCAACACUGAUAACAUCACACACAUUACUCUCACAACACUGAUAACAUCACACACAUUACUCUCAUAACAUUGAUAACAUCACACAGCACUGUUAACAGCAAACCGAAUAGCUCAACGCUGUCAACAACACAAGACUUCUUUCAACACCAAUACACAUCCCUAGAAUCAGCCUCAGCAUAUAAUGUACGUCGGCCGGCCGGCAUCAAGAAUCUGGUUGACCAGCCGUCAUCUGUGAGAUGAGAUCACAGAUUUACCCUGUACACCUGUUUUUACAGAUUCAUAAUUUUAGUUUUUGAAAUUAUUUCGAAUUAAAUUUAAGUGAAGA
Cherax quadricarinatus is the source of this 4803-nucleotide messenger RNA. The record is from RefSeq and is a predicted model, not a curated record. Lineage: Eukaryota; Metazoa; Arthropoda; Malacostraca; Decapoda; Parastacidae.